CCAUCACCCACCGAGAUGCUUGCAAGGAAACCAUGGUGUUACCAAUGUUUUGAACAGUCAACAUGAUCUGAGUGUAUGAAAAAAAUGGUUAUGAUGCUGAGAGUCCGAUCAAUUGUUUAAAUGUCAGACCGGUACUGUACUGACUGCUGUGGAUAAAACUGCAGGAGAUAACAUGGUGAUUAGGGUGACAGCUGUGCACAAAUAUGUUAAUGAAACUUUCAAAUGUCAUCAAAUCUGUCUCUGUCCUAACAUUCAGCACAGCCAAAUGCUACGUCUCCUUCUGCUGUAAUAAAAAUAAACAUUUCCUGAAUGAGCUCCUCUCUGAGCACUGAUGGACAGUGGAGAGCUCUGUGUCAGUUUGCCACCUGCUCCAUAGUGACAUGAAGUGUAUGCAUGAAUUUCAUUUGGACUGUGGCACAGAGCUUUAAGACAAUCAGCAUUCCUUGUCAGGCUGUUCCAAAGAAUUGAUCCGAGGUUCAGCCUUCCUCCAAUUUGACCACUCUGAGAUUUCCACUGCUCCAGUGAAGCAGCUGGUGUUAAACCUAAUGUUCAGGCGUCAUCACGCACUGUCACAAAGCUGUGGGUGACAUCACAGCAGCUCCACACUGUGCGUUCAUGCCAGGCGUGAACGCGUCUGUUAACAUGUCAUCAUCACGUCCUCCAUGUUUCCUGACACACAGUGGAAGCGGAAAGGAGAAGCCGCGAGUCGCUGUGUGCGGCUGAGUCAACCACAAAUGUGAGCACAUCCCAGCUGUUUUGGUUGUCUGUUGUCUCAUUGCCUCCUGAAAAACACACUUGCCCACUGAGUAUUGCGGUUACCAUAGCAACAGUAAUAGCGAUAGAGAGUGGGUUAGUGCUGUGGGAGGGUGGCAGAGAGGUUGAGCAAGAGAAUGACAUAGAGUGGGAAAGUAACACUAGCUGGGGUCAGUGUGCUUGUGUGUGAGUGAUGCAAAAACAUAAGGAUUGGAGAACAGAGCCAAAGACAUAAAUACAAAGAUGUUUUCUUUGUUUACUUCUACUCCACUCAUUCAUGCAUGCAUCAGCCCUGCUCUCCUCUCACCAGGUGGAGGGACAAUGACGCUGGCUGCCUGACUAUCUCCUUUCAUCAUCAUUCCCCCUCCCCCUUCAUCCGUCUCCCACUACAGCUGGGUAAGCCAACCAAUAAUCAGCUUGUCUUUCUCAUCUCUUGCAGAACACGGAUUUGAAGAUUGCAUCCCCACAUUUUUAAUCUGAUGUAGAAGAGGAUUAUCUCAAGGUCUCCUCCAUCUUGUGCACAGCCGGGGGCUGCUGAGACAAAGGAGGGAAAGUAGAGGAGGCUGUGGAGGAGAGAAGAGAAGGAUUUCAGGCAACGGGCUGAAUGCUGUGGAGUUAAAGACAGAGCGGGAGGGAGAGGUCACCUGUGGAAGAGAGGAGGAGGAGGUUGAUGAAGGCUUCUAAGGAGCUGCAUCCAUCACUCCACUCAUCUGCAAGGGAGAUGAAAGAGGGACGGACUGCGCAUCAGCAGCAAGUAGAUUACUGUGAAAGGUCUUUGAUGGCAGAGGCCGGGCAUCCUGUGAUGGAGCACCAACAAGGGGGAAGUGUUUCGAUGGAAUCAUCUCUCUCUGGUCAGACCCUCUUUGAUGCCUCCUCACAGUCAAUAAAACCCUCCAAAAUAGCUGGACAGGCAGGCCAUGUCUGCCCGGAGGAGCCAGAGGAUUCUUUUAGUAAGAUAUGUCCAGCAACUCCUGCGAUCAGAGAAUCUAACUGCAGCAGCGUGAAGGUCAGCAGACAGCCUGGUGAACAGGAACGAAACUCUUCCAAACACUGUGUCCCCCCCUUGGGUUCAGCAUCUCCUCCUAAUGUGGCUAACAAAUAUACACCCUCAUUUCACCACAAGAUUUUGGGGAAUAUAACUGAUGACCCCCCUCCGGCCAACAGGACUCUACAGAGUAUAAAGCCAGCCUCUUUGCCUGUUCACAGGAGUCACUUGGAUACUUUCCCUCUGGUUAAAGUUGCAGUACCUCCCCAGGUACCAGAUAGUGGUAUUUUUGAACUUGUUUACCAUGGAGCAGAUAAGAGUAUCCAAGAAGUUGAGAGUCUACGCACAUUAGCCUGCAAGCAACCCAUGCAGAUGCAACAUUGCAACAUUGUCACCACUCUUUGCCGAGGGACCAGUAGUAGAGAGAGUGGUGUUCAGCAGCCUCAGAGCAAGUGUGUAUGUGUCUUAUCCACUAAUGCAGAAGUCAACAUGGAGGGCAACGAAGAAAAGUGCCACCUUCUUCCCAAAUGUGACAAGGAACUCUGUUAUGGCUCCUACAUCCAUCAUGCCAAUUUUGAAGACACAUUUGCUGCCUACUGCCAUCCCAAGUCCAUCCAAGCCCCCUCCCAGCUGCUGCCACACUUGACAGGCAUAGAACCAAGCAGUGACAUGCAGCAAGCCACAGCACCUCCAUCAGUGACAACCCACCUUGGCCUGCCUCGCCUCAUGUCCUCUGUCAGUGAGACAGGCCUGGAUGCCAAACAUCUGCUGCGAUGCUGCGACUUCAACUGUUGUUGGAUCAGCUCAUUGCCUCCUGGUGCUGGGUCACCAUGCCAAAAACACUUCAGGGGAGAGGAUUGCUGCAGCAAUCCCAUUGGCCAUAUGAGAACCAUGACCCGGGACAUUGGGACACUGACAACCCCUAGAGAGCUAAGGGAUGUUGGGGUGCAGACAGGACAGCCUGACACACCUCAUGUGUUCCCCCAAAUCUGUUUGGCAGAGGAAAGCAGAAGUGAGACCUCCUACAGCAACACUCCAUCACUGACAAACACUGACAGUGAUGCAGGCAAGAAAACAGAUGGUAGUCCUAAGUCCCCAGUGAAGGAGGUGAAGUGGGAUGCAGAGGGGAUGACAUGGGAGGUGUAUGGAGCCUCCGUUGACCCUGAGGAGCUGGGUACAGCCAUCCAGAGACACCUGGAGCUGCAGAUCAAGGAGACAGCGAGUCGGGCUGCCAAGCUGUCACGCCAGAAUACAAACACCUUCCGGCAGAGUGGGACCACUGGCUGUCAGAGAAAGAGGAGCAGAAUGAUAGGCUCCAUUCGAACCUGCUUUACUCGCACCACUACAGCUAUUGACUGACUCACUAGCGUAGUGACUUAUGAGACAGUACCUGAACACUGUGUCUAGUGGCCUGCAUGGCUACUCAUAGCCUCAGCCUCAAAUGUCACUCAUCUGAUCUGAAGGUGUAUGGAAGAUGGAUCUGCAUACAAGAUCAUACAAGAUCACUGAUGCAGGUCCACAUUUAAUGGUGUCUGGUAAUUUAUAUUGUAUUCACUGAAAUGAGAAGACAGGGUUCUGAAAAGGGAACUAAUGAAACACUAAUGAGCCGUCAUUUGAUUCGAUUUUUGCAGAUGUGCACUACCAGUGUUUUCAGAGGGUCUCUCCUUGCAAGUGGGUGUAUAAGACCAAUUACCUCCAGAGGAUUGGUACCAGAAAAACACCUGUACAGUGCAAAGCAAUCUGAUACAACAGUCCUGCAUUAAACACGACAAAUAUCAUUAGGAAUAUAUGGGUUGGGAAAUAAUAUGUUUUAUAGUGAUACAAUUCAGGAUAUAGGUUUUGGUAUACCUCCCCCUGCUGGGGCUCCCCAUGGUGGUUUGAUUCUUGAGUGACAGGCAGUGACACAUCAGUAGACACCUGGCAAGAGGAGCCGUUGACAAUUUCUUAGCCUAACCUAACACUAAUCCCUCGUAGCCCAGUCUACAACCUCACAAACUCAGAAAAUGAUAAUAAAAGAAAAGUUAAAAAGUAAAAAUAAGGGAUAAAUUUAUCUGUGUUGUCAGAACAUGGAAACAUUAUGACUUAUUGAGUACAUGAUGAACAAAUUUAAGUGAAUACAUAUGAUUGUAUUUCACAAGCAUGAUUUAAACUGUCUUGGCUUGGUACAGCAAUGCAAUGAUUGUCAUUAUCAGUUUUUGUUUUGGUUGUGAAAAGAGACAGUAUUUUUUUCUUUUCUGUAUGAGCAUACAGGGGCAUCAUCAAUCUAAAGCUAUUGUUUUUUUUGUGUUUUUUUUAUAUACAACACAGAAAGCCUAACUACACUGGGACAUUUUAAAGGUUUUAUGUGUAACAUUCAGAAAACAAUAAAUCAAAACAAAACAAUCACACUGCUCGCGCUCUCACGUGUUGCGCGUUAACCCCCAAAUGCUAAAACAAUUAUCGUCCAAAACAAAAGUGUGAUGCUCAGUCUGAGAAAGAAAUUCAGCUCUGGAUGGCCUUCCCAGUGUAUGUUUCUAUAACCACCAGAAUGUGUUGAGUUUUGAAUGGGAAUAAUUGAGUCUGCAGAUGAGAGACAUUCUAGGUUACAACGUCAAGACCUGGAAUUUCCCACUGGAACUCAUGCAGCACCUUGAAUGACAAGCACAUGGAGAGGGGCGGCAUAGAGACUGACAGGGAUACUAAAGACUUCCGAUAGCCGUCCCACUUUACAAGACUUAAAGGGAUAGUUCACCAAAAAAGAAAAAUUCUACUCAUACGACUCGAAACUUUGUCAUUUACACCAUGUUUUCAGCCUAAAUGUUCGCUGUGAUCCACGCGCGUACGCGCUCCUCCUUCAGCCUUUGCACACCUCAGGAUAAAAUUGCUAAAUAUAUUAAGCGAAUAUGGAUGAAUUAAUAUUCCAUUAACAGUGAAGUACAUCAGAAAACGUCAAACAACUUUAGGUUUUGGAGGAAAAUUUCUCCUUCAAAAUAAUUUAAAUUUAAUAUUUUGACAUUUCGAAUAAGACAUGUCAAUGUAUUAAAAUAGUAAUUCAGAUAAAAUACUGAGCUGCAUAGCUAGUCACCAGCCACUUUAAGUUUAAGGGUUUGUACGUUUCUGUUUGCACUGACACUCGCACAGGUCUUUUAGGAUCGUUGUUGCGAUGACAGACUCUACUGUGACUUAUGAGAUUGGUAGUGUCAAAAAUGUUCUCCCACUUUGAAUGUUUGCUAAUUUGAUGCAAAUUGCAAUCCUACAGUCGCUCUCAGAAAGUAUGAAAAGCUUCCAAAACGACCACACAGUUUUCAGUGCCGACGUUAACACAUCAUACUGGUAUGGACAUUCACGGAUUUAUGAGGUCAUAGGAGCGACCAGGCGCGCUGUGUUUAUUGUGAUUGUUUUAUCAGUAAAAAUGUUCCACUAUUUUGAGUAUUUUCCCAGUGGCAAGACGUAAGGACAAUGUGGGAUUUAGGAAUACAUACUUUAGGCUUAAAUAUCCAAUAGGAUGUGAACACUUACAUGUAACAUAGAGAGUGACAGCAAUUCAAGCUAUUCAUGGGUGUGCUCUUAGAAUGGUCGAUGCAAGAAGAGGGAGAUAUAUGGGGAUGCUGUGGGAGAAAUCUUCAGACUUGGGGGGGACAAUUGCUCAUAGUACUAUGUUAACCUUUGUAUAUUUUCUCACCUUCUGGUCUCCUUGAUGCAUCAUGUCUACAUUAAAAUCUUCUGCAUUAGA
Platichthys flesus (European flounder) is the source of this 5450-nucleotide messenger RNA. RefSeq lists its product as uncharacterized. Gene Ontology annotation, biological process: neuron projection development. Bases 1424 to 3097 code for a protein of 557 amino acids. Lineage: Eukaryota; Metazoa; Chordata; Actinopteri; Pleuronectiformes; Pleuronectidae. The transcript is spliced from 2 exons. Gene Ontology annotation, cellular component: plasma membrane. The record is from RefSeq and is a predicted model, not a curated record.